Messenger RNA from Silurus meridionalis, 1611 nucleotides. It is a transcript of the gene areg, whose product is annotated as amphiregulin. The record is from RefSeq and is a predicted model, not a curated record. The transcript is spliced from 6 exons. The coding region runs from base 274 to 981 and encodes 235 amino acids. Gene Ontology annotation, biological process: positive regulation of mitotic nuclear division; positive regulation of cell population proliferation; epidermal growth factor receptor signaling pathway. Lineage: Eukaryota; Metazoa; Chordata; Actinopteri; Siluriformes; Siluridae.
UGUGUUCUGAAUGCAGGUGGAAGGUCAUUAGUGCCACCUCACUGGUUCUGCUCCAUAGUUUUCAUUCUUUUGAAAGACGUGACGUUCCUCCGUCUGCAUCUUAAACAUGAAAGGACAAACGCCAGGAACGUGAUGCAACACACACACACACACACACACACACACACACACACACACACACACACACACACGCCCAGGUGGUUAUAAAAGCAGCUUCUGGUUUGUGUGUGUGUGUGUGUGUGAAAGAGAGAAACAGCAAGAAGGUGCUCUGACAUGAACUUCAUCCUGCUCUCUUCUCUGCUCUGCCUUGCCUGCAGUUUGCUCAUCUCUUUAGCUUCAUCUACCACUUACUCUUCUGAGCUGGAUCAUGUGACUGUGAUGUCAGCAUCAGGGGAGGAGCUUCUGAGUGCACUUGGGGAGGAUCCUGAAUCUGAUGAUGGACCUUCAGGACUGUUUACUGGACCACCCUUAGGCAAAGGUAGAGGUGGCCGCCGAAAACAUGGUGGGAAAAAGAGGAAUAAGGCCCAGGUGAUUGUGAGACAGAGGAACAGCACACCUGCACAGAAUCUCACCUCCAGCCCCGCCCAUAGCCCCUCCCAUAACUCCGCCCAUAGCACCAACCACAGCUUCACCCUCAAUCCCUGUAGCACCUCCCACAAGGAAUACUGCAUUCAUGGCUACUGCACCUACUUACACGACCUGAAGGAGCCUGUGUGUGUUUGUAUGAAGGGGUAUGAUGGUGUGAGAUGUGGUAUCCAGCUGCUGCAGACAGGCUCAGGUUCUGGGGGUCAAGGUGAUCACCAUGACGACACACUGCACAUCACACUCAUCACCAUCACAGUCGUCCUGUCAAUAAUCAGCUGUUCUGCCCUCCUACUCAUCAUCUGUGUGCACUACAGAGCUCAGCACAAUUUCCAGGCAGCGUUAUUCAGUGCUGCUGAUGAAACUGACAAACUUCAGAAGAACAGCAGCGCUGUGUGAUGAAGCUCCACUGCAGAUACAGCAGGCUGCUCAUGGAAGCACAGCUUUGGACAAACACGCUAAUAUGCUUCACCCUGAAUAUUUAUUUAUUUAUUGUAAUUUUAUUUUAUAUUGAACUAUUUUAUUAUUAAUACACAGAUCUGAUGAUGAUGAUGAAAGUGAGGAGGGAUCAUCAAUCUCAUCAUCGUCUGUCACUUGUGUGAUGUUCCUCACUAAAAGCAGACUGUAGAAACGUAGCUGUAAUGUGUUUUAUUGGUGGUUAAAGGUGUGGUGUGUAUUGUGGAGCUCCACCUGCUGCCUGUGAGGAGAACUGCAACUGAAACUCCACCUGCCUGGUGUGUAAGGGGAAAGGGGGCGUGGCUAAAUUCACUACCACUAUAGUCUAAGCAAAUUCCCCAUUACAGGUCUUAAAUAUUUACAGACUGCACCUGUAUUCUGUGGUUCACACACCUGUUUGUCCUCCAAGUCACCUCUGUAAUCUGUCAACAUUUCAGCGAUGGUCACGCUGUGACUUUUAUUGCUAAUUAUAACGCUAUGCUAAUGGUGUUGUUAAACACUGUAUGGUUGUGUGUUUAUGACAACCACUCUUUUUUGUAAAGUGCCAGUAAAAGUAUUAAAAAAUGUAACAAA